Sebastes umbrosus (honeycomb rockfish) is the source of this 3151-nucleotide messenger RNA. It is a transcript of the gene unc119b, whose product is annotated as unc-119 homolog 1. The record is from RefSeq and is a predicted model, not a curated record. Gene Ontology annotation, biological process: lipoprotein transport; nervous system development; cilium assembly. Gene Ontology annotation, molecular function: lipid binding. Bases 110 to 862 code for a protein of 250 amino acids. The transcript is spliced from 5 exons. Gene Ontology annotation, cellular component: cilium. NCBI's taxonomy places the organism in Eukaryota, Metazoa, Chordata, Actinopteri, Perciformes, Sebastidae.
GUCUCCCAGACACGUUGUACGCCAUCUUGUCCAAGUCGCUCACAGACACAUUGAUUAAAAAGGCACAACAACAACUCUCACCGUCACUAUCUCUACCGUGUGUCCCGGUAUGAACGGUUCACGAAACAAAACGGCACCGAUAGUCAGCAAAGGUCAGACGGAAGCAGCGGACACCGGCUCCUCGGAGACGAGCCACCGGGAGCGGAAGAGCGGUGGAGGAAUGCUGAAGAAGCUGAAGUCUCGGAGGCGCAGUCAGACGGAGAAGUGGCCUGCGGUCACUGAGGAUGAACUCCGGGCUCUGGGGAGAGACAUCACCCCGGACAAUGUGCUGGGUCUCCGGGCGGUCACGGAGGACUAUCUGUGCAAACCUGAAGACAAUAUCUACAACAUUGACUUCACACGUUUCAAAAUUAGAGAUCUGGAGACAGGAACAGUGCUGUUUGAGAUUGCCAAACCUCCUAACAGUGGUCCUGUGGAGGGUGAAGAGGAGAGUGGAGAUGUAGACACCAGUGCGGGGCGUUUUGUGCGAUAUCAGUUUACACCAGCCUUCCUAAAACUGUGCACUGUUGGUGCAACCGUGGAGUUCACAGUGGGCGACCGGCCCAUUAACAGCUUCCGUAUGAUUGAGAGGCAUUACUUCCAGGGACACCUGCUCAAGAACUUUGACUUUGACUUCGGUUUUUGCAUUCCCAACAGCCGCAACACAUGUGAACACAUUUAUGAGUUUCCGCAGCUUCCAGAUGACCUCAUUCGCCAAAUGGUGGCGCACCCUUACGAGACCAGAUCAGACAGUUUCUACUUUGUGGACAACAAACUCAUCAUGCACAACAAGGCAGACUACGCCUACAAUGGUGGUUUGUAAUAUGCAUGGGGGAAAAUGUUUGCGAUACUUCCCAGGGGAUCGAUUUUCCUGCAUUAAAACUAUCCAAAAGUUUAUUUUUGGGGGACAGCAGAAGUAUUCUCUCCUUUGUGGGCAUUCCAACGCAAGUGACGACAUUCUUCAGAACCAACGGACCACAUCUGCCUUCAUAUGAAAUCAUGGAUCCAUUCAUCAGUACCUCAUAGAUCUCAGUUUCUGGGACUCCGAGGAAUGUUCGGUUAAAUCUGACUGAAACCUUUUUUGUUCUGUCUUUUGUUUUCGUUUGUCAUACAAGUAUCAUGUUACACUUUUGCCUUAAGUUUCUUGCCGUCUCUGCUGGAAAGGGACACUUUGAGUCUCAGGCCUCUCGUGACAAAGCCUAUAGACUGUGUUAGUUCUAACUCCAUUUACUUAAGCAUAUAGAUGUUGAUGUUGAUUUGAACUACCUUUCGCUAGUGACAAUUGUGUUUCCCGUAUGGAAAAGCGAGCAUUAAAUAGAUGUUUUACAGUAUUGUUAGUCAUAGAUGAUCAUGUAGCACUAGUUGACAUUGUUUGAGUCUCAUUCUUGCUUAAAUAUCUAUCAGCUGUGAGUCAUUCGGACUGUUUGUGUCAGAUAUUUAAGCUUGGUGUCAUUUUCAUAAGGAGCAUUAGGUUGACCAAUCUUAUCUUAAGUAGGACAUUUGGUUCAUUCAAGAAUAGCAUGAGCUUUUUUCACGAUGCCAGGUGUUCACCCUGCUGAUACCUGUUAUAUUUUUACGACAACAGUUUUUACGACAUAAUUGGCUGUUGACUGGGAAUCUAGUAUCAAACUCCGUAACCUCCACACACUGUGAUGCAUAAAAAGUACAAGAUAGUAGCAGAAUCUGAGUUACUGGACUUGCUUUUUAUGCCGCCCAUGCCUAAAACGAUUUGGUCUUUCCGCUUUAUCCACUCCAAUGUGUAAGCACAGGGUUAAUUUAAUCCCUUGAGGUCUGUCUUUUUGACUUAUUUGGCACACAAGCGCCGGGAAUCCCACUCUUUAGGAGCCGAGUGGUGUACCUAUUAAACUGGUCGCUGAGUGUAUCUUCUGCUGCUCUGCGCUCAGGUUCUCAAUCUACCAAUGAAAUACCACAGUAGCACACAACAUGACAGUCUGAUGUAGCUUCUUGGUAGUUGAUCUUUAAUGAGGCAGUAGGGUAGAUACAGAAGUUGACCUGUUUUCUCUAUUUAUGGAUGCCCUGUUUUAAGGACUAUACUGGUGGUUUUGCAUAUCCUACAAAUUGUGUAAUGUUUUUAUUAUACUCAAGUUUCCAGUCUAUUAGGUACACCUGUACAAUGUCAUUUUGCACAACAGCCCUGCAAUAAAUCCUACCUUAGUUAAGCUUGCAGUGCUCAUUUUUUAUCAGAGGUGCUGAUUUGAUUAUAUGCUCGGAAGUUUGAAAAUAGUCCCUGCCUGCUAUGUCACUUCCAGUCUAAAUAUCCACUGUGAUUAGCUAGUUCCAUUUCUCUGAUUUUCAUAUUGUACAGACAUGAAUGGAAAUCAGCGGCCGCCUGAAAGGCAGGAAAGAGUUCUAAAACCGUGUAAAUGGUCAGCUUUAAGUAAUGCAUUUAAAUCAUGCAAAACCACUGGGACUGUCUGGAAGUCGUUCUCGAUAUACACAAAUGAUCCUUUCACUGUACGUUUUGACAUUGAUUCCAUGUGCCUUAUAUCUAGGUGUUCAUUGUUAGGUUGUUUUUCUGUAAGAGAACUUUGUGCAUCGUCCACCUGAAGUUGAAUGGAAGAGAAAUCAACUCCGACGUCUUGCAGUACUGCCUUGUGUGAAACUGGUGACAGCAUGUCACUUCAUAUACUCUUAUUUACUCUUAUAACAUUUGGCAUUUCACAGUUUGAAAACAGUGACAACGUAGCCCGUUUAUAACUCCAACAAGUGUGAUAUCAGACAGGCACAUACUUGGACAGCCGUAGCCUUCGCUCCAUGACCCUAUACAACCUCAUUUUACUUUACUCAAUGGAUGUAUCUCAGUUGGACUGCUGGUUCCGGUGUUGUCAGAGCUGGGAAGCAUUGUUUUGCCAUACAAUUCGAGUCAGUGGUAUUUUGUCGUAAAAUUGGAUGUUAUAAAUGCCUUGAGAAGUUGGUACACUUUGUAUAUCUGCACAAUGAGACUACAUGACUGAUCCCGAAAAAUGUAUGGAUCCAUUCUGUAACCUGCUACAUAGACUCUUCCUUUUAUAUCAGCAAAUUUUACAAAUGACACAAUAAUGUCGUAUCAGAUUUAUUGUAAAUAAAAAUGGCGGACUGCAAAACAAUUAAA